This is a messenger RNA of Hansenula ciferrii, 879 nucleotides long. It is a transcript of the gene DFG10, whose product is annotated as putative polyprenol reductase. The coding region runs from base 1 to 879 and encodes 292 amino acids. Gene Ontology annotation, cellular component: endoplasmic reticulum. The transcript has a single exon. Gene Ontology annotation, molecular function: 3-oxo-5-alpha-steroid 4-dehydrogenase activity. The record is from RefSeq and is a predicted model, not a curated record. NCBI's taxonomy places the organism in Eukaryota, Fungi, Ascomycota, Saccharomycetes, Phaffomycetales, Wickerhamomycetaceae. Gene Ontology annotation, biological process: dolichol-linked oligosaccharide biosynthetic process; polyprenol catabolic process.
AUGGAUUUUCAAAAAGCUGAUCAAUUAUUACAAUUAUUAUACGUUGGUGCUAUUGGUAGUGUUGUUUUAGCUAAAUUUUAUCCUAAAUUAAAUGGGUUUUUAAAAUAUGGUAAAACUUUACAAACUAAUGAUCAAUCUGAAGAUAACAAACAACAAGAAGAAAUUAAAAAUGAUAAAUUAGUUGAACCAAUUUUAAAAAUUCAAACACCAAAAUCAUGGUUUUAUCAUUUUUAUAUUAUUUCAUUAACUUUAUCAACUAUAAGUUUUGGUUUAUUACAUUAUAGUUUAGAAACCAAAGAUGAAUCAUUUGUUAAAUUUUUCCAAAAUUCAUAUGGUUCAAUAUCACCAAGAAUCUCAAGAUUAGGUUUUUUCUUAAUUGCGGUUCAUUCAUUUAGAAGAUUAGCUGAAAGUUUAUUCAUUUUUAACUAUGGUAAAGAAUCUAAAAUGAAUAUUUCACAUUAUUUAGUUGGAUUAUUUUUCUAUUCAGCAAUUAAUAUUUCAUUAUUAUUAAAUACAUCUUUCAACUCAUCAGAAUUUCAGAAUGAACCAGAAUUAGAUUUCAAAUUAUUUGCACCAUUGUUUUUAUUCCUAACAGCAUUUUCAGAUCAAUUUUUAAAUCAUUUCCAUCUUUCCAAAAUUGUUAAAUAUAAUUUACCAAGAUUUGGAUUAUUUCAAUAUAUUUGUUCAGCUCAUUAUUUUGAUGAAAUUUUAAUUUAUUCAUCAUUAUAUUUAUUAUUAGGUACAACAACAUCAUUAUUUAGUUUAGCUUUUGUUAUUGUUAAUUUAACUGUUUCAUCAAUUGAAACUAGAAAUUAUUAUAAAGUUAAACAUGAAACUGGUAAAAUUCCUAGAUGGAGUAUUAUCCCAUUUGUCAUUUAG